Diceros bicornis minor is the source of this 1427-nucleotide messenger RNA. It is a transcript of the gene LIPT2, whose product is annotated as lipoyl(octanoyl) transferase 2. Bases 1 to 678 code for a protein of 225 amino acids. The record is from RefSeq and is a predicted model, not a curated record. Gene Ontology annotation, biological process: protein lipoylation. Lineage: Eukaryota; Metazoa; Chordata; Mammalia; Perissodactyla; Rhinocerotidae. Gene Ontology annotation, molecular function: lipoyl(octanoyl) transferase activity. The transcript has 2 exons. Gene Ontology annotation, cellular component: mitochondrion.
AUGCGGCAACCGGCGGUUCGGCUGGUGCGGCUGAGUCGGGUGCCGUACGCCGAGCUGCUGGCGCUGCAGGAGCGCUGGUUGCGGCGGCUGCAGGCCGAGCCAGGCACGGAGGGCUUGUCGGGGACUGAGGCGGGCGCCCUCCUGCUCUGCGAGCCCGCGGGGCCCGUGUACACAGCCGGGCUGCGCGGCGGCCUGACGCCCGAGGAGGCGGCGCGGCUGCGGGCCUUGGGUGCCGAGGUGCGCGCCACAGGCCGCGGCGGCCUGGCCACCUUCCACGGCCCGGGCCAGCUCCUCUGCCACCCGGUGCUCGACCUGCGACGCCUCGGCCUGCGCUUGCGCACCCACGUGGCGGCGCUGGAAGCGUGCGCUGUGCGCCUGUGCGAGCUCCAGGGCCUGCCGGGCGCCUGCGCGCGGCCCCCACCCUACACCGGCGUCUGGCUGGGAGAGCGCAAGAUCUGCGCGAUCGGAGUCCGCUGUGGAAGGCACAUCACGUCCCACGGCCUGGCUCUGAACUGUUCUACGGACCUCUCGUGGUUUGAGCACAUUGUGCCCUGCGGGCUGGUUGGGACAGGCGUUACUUCCUUGAGUCAGGAGCUCCAGAGGCACGUCACUGUGGAUGAAGUAAUACCACUUUUCUUUGAGGCCUUUAAGGAGACCUACAAGUGCACGCUGAUCUGAGAGGACAGCCCCAACUGAAGGACAUUCAUGUUAUCACAGCUGAGGGGUCCUGCCUUGGAGUCACUGAAACCCAGAAUCUAGACCUGGCCCUAUCAUUCACUCAUGCGACUAUGAGUAAAUCAUGAGCUCGCAGCCAUUGUUUCCAUAUGUAUCCUGAUUUAUUUAUAUCUUCCCCACCUCAGAUAUAGUAGAUGUGAAAACAUUACGAAAAGCAACACAUGCUCUAUAAAUAAAUGUAAGGCAUUAGCACUAAUGUUGACACCGUUUUCUCAGCUUAGAGAAAUUCAGAUAUUAUAGAGUGUCAUUUAUCACAUAUUUAUCACUUCUUCAAUACUGUAUUUAAUUAGGCAAUUCUGGGCUCUAGUUCCUUUGAUGUUGUAGGACUCACAUCUCUGGAUGGCCCAAGUGUAGGUGAUGUGUUGUGCUUUUUCCUUCUCAAGAAAUGUGGGUACUUUCUGCAAAAAAAGGAAAAGGGAAAGGCCUUUUUGAAGAAUAAAAUGGGAUCCUGUCUUCCUGGGUUGGGUUCUCCAAGCCUGAUAGCCGUUUUUAGUUAGGUCACCUGAGCUAGGCCAGAGGCUAGGGGAAAGACAAGAAUAAUUUCUCACACUGUACAAACGCCAAAGAUAGAAGUAAGUUUUUCUUAUGUGAGAUCUGUAAGUUUAUAAGGCUGUGUAUUAAUUAUCUUGCUGUGUAACAAAUCACCCUAAAACUUAAUAACUUAAAACAAUAAACAUUUAUUAUCUCAUAUA